Phialemonium atrogriseum is the source of this 724-nucleotide messenger RNA. RefSeq lists its product as uncharacterized. The record is from RefSeq and is a predicted model, not a curated record. NCBI's taxonomy places the organism in Eukaryota, Fungi, Ascomycota, Sordariomycetes, Cephalothecales, Cephalothecaceae. Bases 164 to 436 code for a protein of 90 amino acids. The transcript is spliced from 3 exons.
GCAUCAUGUUCUAUGGGGAUAUUAUACUUUUGUUCUGCAACACCAUUGCGAGGUCGUAUCAAUCCCAUGAGCUCGUCUUCAGGUUGGGUAAAGCCAAGUAGGCAGAGUUCCAAGGGGUAUUUUCCAUAAGCGAUCUUCGGGAGGGCUACGCUGGCUAGUCUUGAUGUUGUGUGGGUUUGUCGGUGGUGCAGUAAGCCUGGGGCGAGCGGCUGGAAGGAGUUGCACCCAGCUCGCUGGGGUGGGGUAUGAUGAUGUCUGGUACACCUGGUGGGGGAUUGGCUGGGUCCAGCUCGGGCUUGGUGCCGUGGUAGCGGCGCUGGCGUGGAGGUAUUUCUGGGGGGUGUUUAUGGUCUGGGCGCCGACGUUGUUGUUGCGUAUCUUGUGGUUGUCCCGACGCUUCACGGCUUCGUUUUGUUUCUUGUUCUGGGCUCACUGACCGUCGAGACGAGGCUCUUCCGGCUCCUCAGCAUCAUCGGAAACUUCUUCCUCAUGGCCGGGGAGAGGUGACGCGCCACCACUGACCGGACAUCCAGCCGUGGCGGAGGGUGCUGGUUGACCCUCCCAUCUCGUCGACGGCGUCGUCUUCUAGACCAAUUCAAAGGUGAUUGAGCAGGAGGCUCCCCAGACCAUCGUCCAGGUUGCACGCGUUCGAUGAUUUGCUUGCCUGUUCUUUUUCGGCUCGGGAUUGCGGCUCAGGAGUAAUUUAGGUACUGCUAGAGGGAGU